AUGCGUAGUGAAACAAGAAAAAUAUCAACAUGGACCAGAGAGGUUGGAGGUGGACUGAUGCACACUUCUGCAGUUUACCUUCGCAAUUAACUCUCUAUGGCAUAACAGCCACGCCACAAACAAAUGUCUACACACACGCCAAAGUCACUGAGCCUGAGGGGUCAAACAAGUUGUUGGUAGCGUCUCUAACAGGGAAGAUUGUGUCAGUGGAGUACCAAAGAAAUGGCAAGAAACUCAAACCAUCCACAAAGGAGGUUCAGUUUACCUAUAUCCCUGGUGAUGCUGAAUUAGUUUCCAUGGAUGUAGCCCAUAGAACAAGUUGCCAAGGCAAUGGACUGCUCAUUGGUAUCACUUUCCUGAAACAGACCCAGACUGAGGAUGGAGAACACACGUGUAUGCAAUACCUUAAUCUGUAUUCCUUUUGUCAGUCUGAUGAGGACAGCCACUAUGUAGACAGUGUGGCCCAAACAUGUGUGACAUUAGAACUGGAUUUCAUGCCAUACCAGCUGAUCCACACUCAGUGUGUAACAGAGGACGGUUUGGAGACAGUGUUCCUCCUCAGUGGUAAUGACCACAAAGUCCACAUGUACAGGGAGGACCAUGUUGCCCCAGUGUUAAGGUUCAAAGAAGAAGAAAUAGAGGACUUCUUUCCUGAGCUGUGUUCCACAGGCAGCAGUGUACACUGGAUGGACAUUGUUUACUUCGAUAACCACAAGAAGAGGCUGACUGCUCAGGGACUACAAAAUGGGCAUGUGUUUAUUUCACUUGUGGAUGUCAACAACACAGAGGUGGUUCAGGGAUGGGAAGGCAUGUUUGACAGCCCAAUUACUUGUGUGAAGAUUUUCAACCCUGACAACCAAGUCUCCUUUCCAAAUUUUUUACAAAACACAAAAGGAAAAGAUAACUCUGUAGACGAUGGAUCCCCGGCCGUGUACAACCUACUGGUGAUGAGUUCCUUGGAACCAACAGUAGUCUACAGAAACAUCAUGACCGAUGGUUUAGACAACUCCUUAUACCUGCCUGGUAGCUGUAGCUACGACAUCCCCCUGUGUGCCUGUGUGGCGGACAUUGAUUUUGAUGGACAUAACGAGAUCCUGGUGGGCACAUAUGGUCAGGAGUUACUAGCCUACAAGUUGAUGCAAGAGGAUGAUCAGAUACCAAUAGUGAAAAAAUCCCCAUCUCUAACAAAAAAUAAAAUGUCAUCUCCAGCUAAUAUAAAUAGUUAUAAUGAGGUAGAACCAGUAACAUCUCCACGGCAGCGAAACCUGACAGGUAGCGGUCACACAGGUAGGGAUCCCCAGGGAGCCGUAAAGUUACCACGAAAGGCAAAAUCUCAGGAGAACCUUUCUUCCUCACUACCCAAUAACCAGGACAGUGUGCUGAGUGGAGAUCUGCCUGAGGUAGACUUGCAUCAGUCAGGGACAAACAAAAAGCUCUGUUACAAACUACUAUGGCAAAGAAGCUUUGCAAGUCCAGUGGUUGGAGUGGACAGGGUAGACAUAAUGGGGGACGGCAUGGAUGAUAUGGUUGUGGUCACUCUUCGUGGAGUUCACGUCAUACAGCCAGAGCUAAGGGAGGUUGCCCAGGUGUGUCUAGAGCGGCUGAGAGACCUGGCUUUAUCAAGGGAAAAAGAUGAAGAGGAUGAUGAGGAACACAUUCAGUUGAACAUUGACAGUUACUUGACAUUAGAAAGUUGUUCAACAGAAACUAUAACGUGACAUUAUUGGGGCAAUAUUAAAUCUGAAUAACUAAC
Messenger RNA from Pecten maximus, 1753 nucleotides. Its product is annotated as KICSTOR complex protein kaptin-like. The record is from RefSeq and is a predicted model, not a curated record. Gene Ontology annotation, cellular component: KICSTOR complex; actin cytoskeleton; lamellipodium. NCBI's taxonomy places the organism in Eukaryota, Metazoa, Mollusca, Bivalvia, Pectinida, Pectinidae. The transcript is spliced from 12 exons. The coding region runs from base 30 to 1718 and encodes 562 amino acids. Gene Ontology annotation, molecular function: actin filament binding. Gene Ontology annotation, biological process: negative regulation of TORC1 signaling; cellular response to amino acid starvation; actin filament organization.